AUUGUAUAGCGAUUCAGCGCACUUGUGUUGAUGGGCGGAACUAAAAUAGAAAAAUCUCCCGAGUGCAGAAAAAAUUGGCCAGGAAGCCCAUCUCAGGAAGACGUCGGGAUUGUGCCAGUGAAUUCCUUGUGUUGCAAUUGAGGCACCGAAGACGGUGGGGUGAAAAGUAAAUUUUUGUGACGUGGGGUUCCGUGGGCACAACUCCCCUUAAUGUUGUUUUAGUUUGACAUGGUUGUUGUGAGUAACGGCUGGUUGGAACAUGCUGCAGAAGUUCAGUCCUUCCUCCGUGCGAAUGGCUUAACAAUGUCAGCGCCCACCGUUCCGUCUGGUGUUGACCCCGGCAGUGGUAGCAGUACCCUCGAAGCGUCUCCAGUUGCCGCAUCAGCUGCCUCACUUGUGCCGCCCACUCUUGGGGAAUUGGCAAAAGUCGAUGGGAUCUCGUGGGCACCGCAUGUGGGGCUCACAAAUCCCACUGAGGAGUCCACACGUGACGCUAGUGCAGUCGCAGCGCAGGGAAAUGGCUUGAGAAGCCCACCAGCUAAGGCAAUCCUCAAAUGUCGCCCCAACUCACACCCAUUUCAGAAUCGGACAUUGCUGCUUGAACCCAAUCAAGAGGUGAAGGUUGGUCGUUCUGUACCCAGGCAUCGUGUUGCUGAGAAUAAUGCAAUUUUCGACUGCAAAGUCCUUUCGCGCAAUCACGCUGUGUUGUGGUACAGCGAUGGGAAGUUCUUUAUACGUGACACAGGUAGCAGUAAUGGGACUUUCAUCAAUAAUCAACGCCUCUCACCCAUGUCACAUCGCUCGGAUCCCUUUGAGGUGAGUUCCGGGGAUAUUGUGCAAUUUGGUGUGGAUGUCACGGAGAAUUCGCGCAAAGAGACACACGGGUGCAUCGUGGCGACGCUCAAGCUCUUCCUACCGGAUGGGCGUGAGACGAAGGCGAGUCAAUCGACGUGUGUGGGUGAGAUACCGCCUGAGGAUUUGCAUCGGCUCAAUCAGUAUGUCCAGGAGAUGGUGCAGCGUGAACAAAUGCUCGAAUCGAAACUUGUGGAUUUGCAGAAGAUCCUCGAGUUGUCAAAGACAAAUGCCGAGAGUAGCUGGCAGGCGAUGAUUGAUGAGGAUCGUCUACUGAAUCGCAUUGAUAUCCUUGAGAAUAAAUUGCGAAACUACCAGAAGACCACAACGGAGGAUAAAUUGCGUGAAGAGGUGCUAAAAUUGCAGGAGGAUAAGCUACUGUAUCAGGAUUCAGCCAAGGAGGCUCUACGGAAGGUCUACCAGGAACGCUAUGAGGCCAUUCAGAAGUUGGCUGGCAUUGAGCGUGCCCUCUGUAGUAGUGAAGAUGAGUGUUCGGUGCUCAAGGAGCAAGCUCUAAAGGCGCAGGCUGAACUUAGGGACACCCUGUUGCGUUUCAACACACUGCAGCAGAAGUACGAUGAACUGGCGGAGAAGUAUAGUCAAUUAGAGAGUCAGGCAUCGCAAAUCACAUCCUCCGCACUCAUCCAGCCACUCGAAAGCAAUGCUGAGACGGAGAAGAACAUAAAUGAGAAUGACGUGGAAGGAGAUCACAAAGUGAAUGCAAAGGAAGUCCUGAUGAAUCUUUUUGCCAAAUCCGAUCUGAAGAACCUCGAAGGAUCCGAGGAUAUUAUUAAAUCAAUGUUCAAUGACACGGACGCAAAUGACGAUUUGAACAACGUGCAAGUCACAUACUCGAGAAUCUACGAUAGGCUCCUAGAAUUAGAGAAGAAGAUCAACUUAUCGGACAACUGCAAUCCAAAUAUCGUCAAACAUGAGCAUGUUCGACGAGACAGCGAGUGCUCAGUGGACUCAAAUUCAAGUACAGAAACCACCGUGAGUGAUGGGAAUCAAAAUGUGAAUGAGGAAGAACUCACGCCGGUUCACAAGCGAACGAUAAGUACAAUAGUUGAUGAGAUGAAGGAGAUUUACAGUGACCUGAUGAAGAGUGUUGCAACAGCACGGGAGGAUGUGGUGGCGCGGAAGGAGUCAAAGGAAAAGUGUGAAGAAAUGGAAUCAAAGCUGGUUUCAAUGCAAGCAGACUUGCAGACACUUUCAUUGGAGCUUCAGACGCGCCCCACGUACAAUCAGUACCACGAAAAGGUGAAGUUGAGCGAUGAUUUGCAGACGGAAGUGAUGGUGCUGCAGUCACAGAUCACGGGGCUACGGGAGGUGAAUAUGAAGAGUGAGGGCGAGUGCGAAGUGCUGCGACAGCAAUUGGCCGUUAUUAGGGACACCGUGAAGAAUGAUAAAUUGUCACAGACUGAUGAGAUUGAGUGCCCGCAGGAUACCAAUCGGGGGGUACAGGUGAAAGUUGUCCAGGUAACGACAGAGGUGGAAAAUGAUGCGGAACUAUCGCAGGAAAUUCAACUAAUAACGGAUCCCGAUGUGCAACGUGAGGAGGAAUUGAUUGUCUACAAGGAGAAAUUCACGCAGGUGAGUGAGGAGAAGAUUAAGUUGCAGCAGGAGCUUGAGCAGGUGCGAAAGAACUAUGACUAUCUGAAGAAUAAGUCAAUGGUAACGUUAUUAACUUAUUUGAUGCCCAUUGUGGCCAUAAUCAGUUAUUUUUUAUUUAAACUCUUCUCAUAAAAUUUUGAAAUAAAUACUGUGAGGGGGGGGUGUGAAGGAAGAAAUUAUUAUUAAAUGCAAAAAAAAUACAAGUUAGUAGUUGAUGCUGAUUUCUUGUGUGUACAUGUGGUUGAUGCUGAUAAAUUGUGACAUUUAAAAUACAAAAGAAAAAAUCUAUAUAAAUUAAAUUUAGUAAUCAUCAA
Molecule: messenger RNA, 2780 nt
Organism: Lutzomyia longipalpis
Lineage: Eukaryota; Metazoa; Arthropoda; Insecta; Diptera; Psychodidae
Gene: Slmap
Product: sarcolemmal membrane-associated protein
Exons: 7
Coding region: 229-2598 (789 amino acids)
Molecular function (GO): protein binding
Source: RefSeq, a predicted model, not a curated record